AAUGGGAAAACGGCAACCGAUCCAGUGAUCCAUUCCGCGUUUUAUCUCAGAUCUCUCAGCUGUUUGACGCGAAGCUGAACGCUUGUAUUUUGGGGGACACACAUGUAUGUGUUUGAAAGUCUUUUAUAGCAGUGAUGUGUAAUGAGAAAUCAUGAAUGUUAACCCGCAAAGCCUCCGAUCGCUGCGGCGUUUGUGCGGAGCGGGAUGGAGGCGUCUUUCCUCCAUGCAAGGAGGCGCUAUGAACGUGUUUGACAGGAGCAUGAAGCGAAAACAGAAAACGUGGGCAUCAUCUUUACAAGACAGCGACAAAUACGAUUACCUUAAAGAUGAGGUGGGCAGCAGAGUUGCAGAUAGAGUAUAUGAUGUCUCAAGGACUUUUCCUCUGGCACUAGAUGUGGGAUGUGGGAAGAGUCACAUCGCGGAGUAUUUGAGUAAGGAUGUUGUUGGGCGUCUCUUCUUAACAGACAUCUCCGACACUUCUCUGAGAAAGAAGAAGCAGUGUGAGAUUCCUACUCACUCAGUUCUCGCAGAUGAGGAGUUCUUGCCCUUUAAAGAAAACACAUUUGAUCUUGUGCUCAGCAGCAUGAGUCUGCACUGGAUCAAUGAUCUUCCUGGAGCUUUGAGACAGAUCCACCAGGUGCUGAAGCCAGACGGUGUGUUUAUUGGAGCGAUGAUCGGCGGUGAGACGCUCUACGAACUGCGGUGUUCUCUACAGUUGGCUGAGCUCGAGAGGGAGGGUGGGUUUGCUCCUCAUAUCUCCCCCUACACGGCUGUCACUGACCUGGGUAACCUGCUGGGUCAGGCGGGCUUCAACAUGCUCACUGUGGACAUUGAUGAGGUUCAGGUCCAUUAUCCCGGUAUGCUAGAAGUCAUGACUGAUUUACAAGGUAUGGGUGAAAGCAACUGUGCGUGGAACAGGAAGUCACUCUUACACAGGGACACCUUACUGUCUGCAGCAGCCAUUUAUAAAGAAAUGUAUGGCAGUGAUGAUGGAUCAGUCCCAGCUACUUUUCAGAUCCUGUACCUGAUUGGCUGGAAACCCCACGAGUCUCAGGCGAAACCAGCGAGGAGAGGCUCAGCGAACGUCUCGUUUGCGGAUUUGUCAAAAAUAAGCAAACUUGAGACCGACUACCAGAAGACCGAUAAGAAGUCCUAGGAUAAAAAAACAUACUUUACAUCAGCCCAUCAUGUUUGAAUCUGCUUUAAUUCAAUGUACAGGAUAAUUGUUUUAUCAAAUGCUUGUUUGACAAAUCUUUUUGAAUAUAAAUAAACUGUGAAUACAGUA
This is a messenger RNA of Misgurnus anguillicaudatus (oriental weatherfish), 1285 nucleotides long. It is a transcript of the gene ndufaf5, whose product is annotated as NADH:ubiquinone oxidoreductase complex assembly factor 5. Gene Ontology annotation, cellular component: mitochondrion. NCBI's taxonomy places the organism in Eukaryota, Metazoa, Chordata, Actinopteri, Cypriniformes, Cobitidae. Gene Ontology annotation, biological process: mitochondrial respiratory chain complex I assembly. Gene Ontology annotation, molecular function: S-adenosylmethionine-dependent methyltransferase activity. The record is from RefSeq and is a predicted model, not a curated record.